This is a messenger RNA of Cetraspora pellucida, 1110 nucleotides long. NCBI's taxonomy places the organism in Eukaryota, Fungi, Glomeromycota, Glomeromycetes, Diversisporales, Gigasporaceae. The record is from the annotation of a GenBank genome assembly.
AUGCCGCCUUUUCAAACUCUAGACCAUCAUACUGAUGAGGCACUAGAGAAUGAGACUCAGGAAACUCUCAAUGAAAAAACAUGGGCAGAAUUAAUCGCUUUAUGCCAAGAUCGAAAGUUGAAUGCGGAAGGGGAUAAACUCACACUGGUACAAAGACUCUUGGAUUGGAAAUUGAAUACGCGUCCGGUUCCUGCACCCUCAACUCCGCGUCUUAUUUCAUUAGACGUGUCAAAUGCACGACAAGAUAAGAUGAAUACUGUAUUUAUGUCAUUACUUCUUGAUGAUGAUGAUCUAUCAAAAGAAAUUCGUUAUGAUGAAUUAGAAAUAGGAAAAAAAUUGGGAUCAGGUGGAUUUAAAGAUUGCUAUAUGGGACGAUAUAAAGGGGAAUUGGUUGCUAUUGGGGAACUUCGAGUAGUGAAUUUCUCUGAUUCAGAUUUUAAAGAAAUCAAACAUGAAAUAAAUGUUCUCAAGCAGCUACGUCAUGAGAAUAUUAUACACUUCAUCGGUGUUUCUACAAAUACAAAACAUAUAUGUAUUGUUACAGAAUUAUGCGAUAAUGGCGAUUUGUUUGAUUAUAUGAGAGCAUACCCUAAAAUAUCAUUUUCUCAGCAGAUAAUGUUUAUGCACGAUAUUGCUCUGGGUGUUACUUAUUUACACACACGACGUCCUAGCAUUAUUCAUAGAGAUUUAAAAUCGAUGAAUAUCUUAAUAUCUGGCGAUUUAAGAGCAAAAAUUAACGAUUUUGGCCUCGCUCGUAUUCGGCCCAAGGCAAAUGCGAGCGUGCAUACACAAUGUGGUACUCCAAAUUGGCAAGCACCUGAAUUUUGGACACCCAACCCCAGUUACACUGAAAAAGUUGAUGUAUAUGCGUGUGGGCUUAUAUUUUGGGAAAUUUUAACGUGGGCUGAAUUUGGAUACCCAUAUCAAAAUUUUUCAGAACAUCAGUUAUAUGAAGCAGUAAGAGAUAGAGGAAUUCGUCCAGGCUUGGAAACUUUAAGAUUAUGUCCACUUAAGUUAUUAAGUUUGGUUCAGGAUAUGUGGAAGAGUGUUCCAAAAGAUAGACCUAGUAUGGGACUUGUAGUUGAAAAGCUUGCGGAAUUUCUAUCUUGA